Messenger RNA from Mustela lutreola (European mink), 4228 nucleotides. It is a transcript of the gene HENMT1, whose product is annotated as HEN methyltransferase 1. Gene Ontology annotation, molecular function: RNA methyltransferase activity; O-methyltransferase activity. The record is from RefSeq and is a predicted model, not a curated record. Gene Ontology annotation, cellular component: nucleus; cytoplasm. Gene Ontology annotation, biological process: siRNA processing; piRNA processing; RNA methylation. Bases 410 to 1558 code for a protein of 382 amino acids. The transcript has 7 exons. NCBI's taxonomy places the organism in Eukaryota, Metazoa, Chordata, Mammalia, Carnivora, Mustelidae.
CCGGGUCGCGGCCACGCGCCGGUGGGGGACGCGGCGGGGACAGCGGUCUCCUCCGCGGUUCAGAGGGGCUCCUCGAAAAUGGCUUCGGGGCAUGCGCCACCGCGGCCGUUAAAGAGACGCAAAACCGACGCCUAGCAGCCCGGAGCCCGGUGGCACAGGACUGGGCGUCCGCCCGCGAGCGACGCCUCGGGCCACAGGCCAAGACUGCGGCGGGAAAGGCGGCGGCGCAGGGGUGGGCGCUUCAGGUGCGGCUGCGGGCGGGGAGCGUCGCGCUGCGAGGCGGCGCCGGCGGGGCGCAGGGGCGGGGCCUGAAGUUAAAUACAGCGGCGGCUGCGGGCCGGCAGGGGGAGUUCGCAGGGCUUUGCUUUCCCGCUGGUGCUUCCCUUGGGAGGGCAACAGUAGCAACAGUAUGGAUCAUUGUGAAGUUCUCAGCAAGAAAGUGAUUGAGUUCAAACCACCAGUGUAUGAACAGAGAUACUACUUUGUUAAAAACUUAGUGAAUCAACAUGGACACAAGAAGAUUGCAGACUUGGGCUUCGGGGACGCCACACUUCUAUGGAUGCUGAAAUACCACCGCUGCGUUCAGUAUCUUGUUGGAGUAGAUAUUGCUGCCAAACCCUUUGAAUGGGGAGGGGGUAGGUUGUCUCCAGGAGUGGGGAGUUACAUCAUUCCUCGGGAACUAGAUUUGACUAUAACCUUGUACCGUGGUUCUGCUGUACAAAAAGACUCCCGUUUGUGUGGAUUUGAUUUGAUAACAUGUAUUGAAUUGAUAGAACACUUAGAUUCUGAAGAUCUGGCCAAGUUUCCUGAGGUCGUGUUUGGGUACUUUUCUCCAGGUAUGGUUGUCAUCAGCACACCAAACUCUGAAUUCAAUCCCCUGUUUCCAGCAUCAACCUUUAGAGAUCCAGAUCACAGAUUUGAGUGGAACAGAAAGCAGUUUCAGAUGUGGGCUUUGGAUGUGGCAAAGCUCUACAAUUACUCUGUAGAGUUUUCUGGUGUGGGGGAUCCACCAGCAGGAGCUGAGCAUGUUGGAUACUGUACCCAAAUUGGAGUCUUCCAGAAAAACAGCACACAGCCAACUGAAUUGAGCAUUUCAGAGCCAGAGGAACACGUUUAUGAAGUUGUUUAUACCACCUCAUACCCGAGUUUACAGCAAAGCAAAUACUUCCGGUUUACUCUGAGUAUUGAGGCGGUGAAAGCCAUCGACUUGAUGAAAAGCCGGUUUCUCCGGGGUCCAAGGAGAAAGGAGGGCGGCCGGGUGGUACCGCUCGGCAGCUGCACCCCGCAGCACGGGUUAACAGAAGCUCAAAGGGCCGAAAUAGAGCAGUCCCCCAAGCCGUACAGUGUGGGAGAGAAGUUCUACGUGCCGCUGGAAAGACUCCUCGCUUACCCGAAGGUGAACCGCUUGGUGGCGGGCAGCACGGAGAAGCUGCGCACGGUGCUCGCGGAGGGGCUGCGGCUGAACGGAGAUCAGACCGCGGUGCAGGUGGAGUUGGUUGACUACCGCACACAGCGCCUCUUCGAUGAGCAUUUAGUCAGCCCUGCGCUGGAGUCCUAAGUGAGGCAGCCUAGUCUGCAAUUCUCUCUAACCGUGUGUUUUUUCAUAGGCUUUUUGUAGGGCGGUGGGGGGCCCAUAACGUGCUUGUUCAUGUUUGUUAGACCCAUGUUGAAUAGGACUUUAAAAAAAAAAUUUUUUUUAAGCAAAUUGGAUUAUCAAAUAAAACCUUUCCCCAGGGAAUAAGUAGUUUUAAAUUCAUAGGAUUCUGUAUACUUCUUUUGGGCUAAGUUCUAACCUGUACUAUAAAAUACUUGCCUAAAACAUCAUACAGGAAGUGUUUGAAGAGCAGCCUCCUCCCUGGUAGUUUACUGCAUAGAACCAGGGUGGUCAGAGCAGUGGAGAGUUAGAGCUUCACACUGGGGGGAAAACUGGUUUAAAUCACAGACCUGAGUAUAGAGGUUAGCUGACCAGGCUCUGCCACCAAAAGGACCUAUUCAUCUGCCUUCCUGUUGUGACUAUCUCAGGGAGGACUUUUUGUUACCACUUGAAUAUUCCAAGUCCUAUUCCAAAGAGAGAGCAAAGAAAGGGACCGGCCAUGAGCUGGCUUUCUGGUAAGGCUGGUUCUAUACCACUCUUUUGCUCCUUGUCCGAGCAGAUAGAAGGAUCACCUUACCACUCAGGAAAGCUGGGAGCUGUAGUUUCUUGUUCUGGGCUGGUAUGUGCUCUCAGUUCAUGUCUAAUGUUCUCUGGGAAGGAACCCGGAGUAUAGGACCUUUGGCCACUUCCCAGUCUGCCGCGAGUGGCAUAUCCUCAUUAACCAGGGGCCAGCUGGUUGUGGAGUGUGGGUGCCUAGGAAAGGCCUCCUGAGGCCAUAGUUCUCAGCUUGAUUCUUUGAAGUGUUGAUAAGUAGAAAGUGGAUUUGAGGGGGAAGGGCAGGGAAAGAAGGGACUUAAGAAUAGAAUCUGAUCACACAACCGCUUGUUAAUCAGCUCUUCAUAGUCCCUGCACCCCCCACCUUUCUAGACUUAUUUUUCCCUCUUGAAUACAUAGGACCUGAGGACGCACUCUUGGUAUACUCCAUGCCCCCUCCCCUAACAAAAGGCCCUGUCGGUCUGUCUAGGCCUCUGCAUGACUUCUAACACAUAUGGCUUCCUUUUCAUAUGUUAGAACCUAGGUUUCAAGCUUAGGCCAGCACUUUGUCCUGUUGUCCUCACCUUCUCAUUUUGAUGCAGGUAUGGAAAGAUUCAUCAAUGUCUAAAACCUGGUGUCAGGUGUUCUUGUAGAGAGCCAACUACUGAGCUCUAGAAAUUGAGGUGGAAAAGUGACCAGAGAGAAAGUGGAUGUGUGUUCCACUAACAUACAGACUAAAGGCAGCUGUUUUGUCCAUAGUUGGCAGUUUUAAAAAGCUAUGUACACUUAUUAACUCUUUAGCAGCAUGGAAAUGUAGAUCAUUUUAAAGGGACAAAAGCAAUUAGACUUUCUUUCAUAUUGUUGUAAACCCAAAGUUGGGUUUAUUAGGGGAAGUUUUAACUCACUUGUGUGCAUCCUGGGGACAGUAACUGCAUAGAGUUACAGCACUGAGACCACCUGGCCCAGAGGAAUGUUCCCUAUAAGGUUGCCGUGUUAAUAUUAGAGAAAUGUUAGAUAUGGGCAUGUCCUUACCCAGGCAGCCAGUCCUCAUAGCAAGGCAUGUUGCAGGUCUAGAAAGUGAAGAGCAGUCCUUCAAGGCUGAGACUAAACCAUCCAAUACCUGAUUAAGAAAAGUGGCAACUCUAGGGGCGCCUGGGUGGCUGUUGGUUAAGUGUCUGCCUUCAGCUCAGGUCAUGGUUUAGGUUCCUGGGAUCCAUCUAGUCAGCCAUCAGUCUCCUUGCUCAGUGGGGAGCCUGCUUUGCCUGCCUCUCCCCGUGCUUAUGCUGACAUCUGUCUCUGAUGAAAUCUUUACAAAGUAGCGUUGCUACUUAAGAGUAUCGUUGCUUUAUAUACAAAAAGUGUAAAGUUCUACGCAGAUUUCAGGUAUCUCAGUGGAGGGACCUGCUGAAAUAGACUAGUUCUCUCCAGCCACUCUUUUUGAGGGGCACCUGUGUGGCUCAAUGGUUAAACGUCUCAGUUAAACGUCUGCCGUUGGCUCAGGUCAUGAUCCCAGGGUCUUGGAAUGGAGUCCUGCAUCGGGCUCUUGCUCUCUGCACACCACCCCCGCCCCAGCUUAUGUUCUCAGUAUCUCAAAUUUUAAAAUUAUUCAGAGAUAAUGAAAGUAAAGGGGGGAGAGGAGAGGGAGAAGCAGGCUCCUCACUGAGCAGGGAGUCUGACCUGGAGCUUGAUCAAUCCCAGGACUGUGGGAUCAUGACUUGAGCUAAAGGCAGCCAAUUCACACACUCAGCCACCCAGGGGCCCCAGUCACUGUUCAGACUGUUAGCUGCUCUCCCUUUUACUUCACCUCCCAGUGCAUUCCCGGCUCAAGUAAAACUAUCCCCCAGGGGGCAGUGUUGGAUGGCUACCUCCCCUUCAUCCUUACUCUAUUUUCCAGCAGCUUCCUGUGAAAGGGGACAUGAGGGAAUUUUAAAAUUUUGAAUCCUGCUUUGUUAUCAAUACAUUCUUUUCCUCCAUGUAGGCUGCCCUUUCUGGGGGAGAUGUUUAAAAGUCCUUAAGAAGCUUCCCUUUGCUUUCCUAUAGAGGAACUCCUGCCUGUGUAUGUGUCCCUUGUUAUGUAUGUUAGGUAAAACAAAUUUUCUG